Molecule: messenger RNA, 2554 nt
Organism: Macrobrachium nipponense
Lineage: Eukaryota; Metazoa; Arthropoda; Malacostraca; Decapoda; Palaemonidae
Exons: 3
Coding region: 109-654 (181 amino acids)
Source: RefSeq, a predicted model, not a curated record
UCCAGGAAGUGAGGUUGGACCGUCUCCGUAAAGUUAGGUCUGUCCUCGACAUUCCGGAUCCAGUAGGAUCACGUGACUGAAACGAAAACUAAGUCCGGUGCAGUACAGAUGCCCGUGUCGUUAAGAAAGUCAGGGAAUCGCGCUAUGAGGCCCCGCCCUCAGGUCCCUCCACCCCCACCUCCAGUGAUUGUGCAGGUGCAUCUGAAGAAGCAUGUGUUAGAAAGUCCCUCCCUACUUGCUGCAGUGUUGGAGGAAGAGAAAACUUUCCGGGCAAAGCACUCCCUACGGAACAAGACCCAGCAAAAAACAAGUUCUAGAUCAUCUAAGUAUUUUCCCAUUUCGCUUACGAGAACAUUCACCCCACAAAACAGAAUUUCGAAGAAAAGUGAAGUUUGCUACUCCAACGAUGGACAACAAAUCAACAGCCACAAUUCGCUUUCCAGCUGUUUGAAGAAAUCGAAUGCAUCUUCUGAGCGGAACUCUGUCAUCUACCGAGGGACCACCUUCACUUUCACGGAGGAGCUGGAAAGCGAUGAUACCCUUAAUCAAUCUCUGACCAAAAUGAUUCGGGGAGUCGCUCGGUCUGUGAGGACGAGGCUCUCACGACGGAGGAAAGUCCGCCGAUGGAGUCCUUCUGUGGAUGCUCAGAGCUAGUUCGGUUCCAGCCUAUUGGAAACAGGGUAAACAGAGAUGGAUUCUUCUCGCCUCAGCAUAUUAGUAAUUAGGGUAAUUGGAAAUUGCGUCCUUCCGCUUCACUUUAUUGAAAUUGGGUUAAAUGGAGAUUAUUUUCUCCCUCUUCAGUCUCCUGGAAAUUAGUUUAAUUAUGGUUGAUUUCUCCAGCUUCAUCCUAUUGGAAAUAAGACUAAAUUUAGAUUGUUUUCCCGCUUCUGCCUACUAGAAAUGUGGCUAAGCUCAGAUGUUUCCCAAAGACAAAGAACUACUCUCUGCCAAACUUAGAUAAUUUUUUCAAAGACAAAGAACUACUCACUUCCAACUGGCUUCUACAUGUAUAAUUAUUAUUCAUGGUUGAGCCACUUUCAACGCGUUUUUGAGUUGAAGGUAGACAGUUUGGUGUUGUGUUUGAAUAUUGGCCAGUAAUGUUUUGGGAAAGAUAAAUGUCUGUUUCCAAAUAUCACGACCAUAUUUAUCUUUAUUAUACUUUUGGGAAAGUAGAAAUUUCCAAGUCCUUUUUAUAUGAGGUAGCAUAUUUAUAGAUUCUUUGUAGUUCAAUUUUUUUUCUGGCCUUGUAAAAUUCCUUCGUAAAGUUAUGGCCUGGACAAGUUUCUUUUAACCUGUUACUCUAACCUGUUAAUUUUUUCAGUCAAAUUAAUGCGUAGAAAUUGUUGGGAAUAAUGCCAAUAUUAAUUUUUAAUGCGAGAGUAAGUGUGAAAAGAAAGCGACAUGUUAUCUCUUUCGUAGAAGACUCAAGUCAUUAGAAAAGACUUAAUUGUAACAAUCACCUCAUUCAAGACUUGAAUGGUAAGUUACCUCAUUCAAGAAAUUUUAAAAUUUUAACAAUGGCGUCAUUAGAGGAGACCUUAGAUUUUAGCAAUCAAGUCAUAAGAGCAAACUUUAAAAAGAGCAAACUUUAACUAUGUAGCUGUCACAAUGCUACCCUUUGAUUUUUUUAUCAAAGAAUAUAUAGUAAGCAUCCUCCUGCAACAAAACCCGAACAACUCUAAAUUAGAUAAUCACUUUAGAAUAGAUGACAGUGGAGACUUAAUAGACUAAGGUGACAUAUUUUAGAGCAGUCUAAGAAACUGAAGUUUUUAUAGCAUGAGGUCUGAAUACUAAAUUCAGUAAGAUUCAAAAACAUUUGCUUCUCAGUAUACUAGGUAAUCAGUCUGCCUGUUAGACAGCAUUAAAAAAAGGCAUAGAAUAGAAGACAGAAGCAGGUGUUAUAGUUUCCUUGUUCUGGUUUUUUGCAAGUAAAGUUUUGCUUCAUAUUUGGCAAAAAGAGAGCAGAGUCUGGUACAUGCAGUCGUCGUUAGUUGGAGUUUAUUUGUUUGAAUUUGUAAUGGAUCCUUGCUUUUUUAUAAAUUAGUUGAACUAUUAUAGUAGUGCCUCUUUGGUUUGUUAAUUGUAAUGUGUACCUCUGUAUUUACCUUCACUAUCAAACUUUUGGCUAGGCUUUUAAUUGUUACUUAUCUUUAGUGUGAUUUGAUCCAUUUUAUUUUGUGCUGUUACUAGUUACGGUGAAUAGCGUGUUAUGCUUUGUGAUUUACUUAUCGACCAGGUACAUAAUUCGUAUGUAUUAGUUUGUUAUUAAUUGCCGCCAACUGUCAUUUGAUUGUGUUGUUGAUAAUGGCAGUUUCCUCGCACGCGUUUUUACCAUAGUGAGAGAGAAUGGGGGUAGUAUACCUUUAAGGAUUUUUUUAUUUUAUUACCUAAUGAAGUUAAGAAAGAGAGUGGCGUAAUCCCCAAACAUUAAACGGGGCAAUUUCAUAAUUUGUAUAAACCCUUUUAUGUUAUCACUUUACCCGAGAAGUGUUAGAUAUCUUUUUACAUUAGAAAGUUUUUAUUUUCAUGAAUAUUAAAAAUUUAACAGUCUGGA